Messenger RNA from Siniperca chuatsi (mandarin fish), 2567 nucleotides. Its product is annotated as complement C1q subcomponent subunit C-like. The record is from RefSeq and is a predicted model, not a curated record. Gene Ontology annotation, molecular function: protein binding. Bases 519 to 980 code for a protein of 153 amino acids. The transcript is spliced from 3 exons. NCBI's taxonomy places the organism in Eukaryota, Metazoa, Chordata, Actinopteri, Centrarchiformes, Sinipercidae.
UCUGAGCCUUCUUCCGCACAAACCAUUAAUAUUACUGAAUGAAUUGUGAAGCAAACGGGAAAACUGAUUUUCUGCAUCACCAACUGAAUGCAUGUAGGUUCCUGUGGCAAAAAAACACAACGCCACACAUACAGUUUGUGCUAUUGUCAUUACACAGCUUGGUUUGGUGGCAUUACUAACGUACAGUGUAGUGUAAAUUAUGGUAUUAACCUGUAUUGAAAUGUAUAACAGCUUAUACGUGCAUUAAAGAUGUCUAACAGCCUGUAAGGGUGACUGACUAUCUCUGUCUAACAGCCCGCGCCCUGUAAAACACAGAGACUGUGUGCACACUGCGUGAUCAACAGAAAAGUACUAUGACCGGUGUGUGCCCUGUCUGCUGUGCUGAUGAACUAUGCAUGAACUUUAACUAAUGGGGAAGUGAAAGUUGGCUUAAGGACAAACAACCCAUAACACAUGAAUAAACUGGGAAGCACAGUUUUGAAGUCUGAGAUAAAUGUCAGUGUAGGUGAUGUGACACCAUGUCUGAACAGGUGUUUAUCAGCACUGAACAGCGUAACUGUUACGGGCGGGAUUACAAAAAGGUGAUUUUCAGUGCACUGGCAGAGCAUGGUGGGGAGUAUGGACCCUUCAACACAGACAAAACUGUGGUUUACAACACAGUGAUUACAAACCUUGGUGGUGCCUACAAUAACACUACAGGUAUCUUCAGUGCUCCUGUUGCAGGUGUUUAUUAUUUUACCUUCUUCUAUCAUGCUGGAGGAGAACAUAAAUCAGUGCUGUUGCUGUUCAAGAACUGCGACCUCAUUGCCAAGACAUCUGAUCACAAAACAAGCUCUGACACAGCUGAUAAUGGAGGAAAUGCAGUGUUCGUGCAGCUGCAGAAAGGGGACGAGGUGUAUGUGUCCCUGAAAAAAGAUUCUCAUGUUUGGGCAGACGGACGCCAUACCACCUUCAGUGGUUUUCUGGUCACUCAACUGUGAGAAUUGAUGAUUUCAGAAAGAUGAUUUUAAAAACCUGAGAUCAAUGAUGCAUCUGCUAUAUUACCAAUACAAUUUUAAUUUAAAUUAAAACAGAUGCCAAGACAAAUGAAAAAUAUCAUUAAAACAUUAGUCCAAUGAGUCUUGACUGUUUCAUGUCAUGUGACAAGAAACAUCCAAAUGUAAUGGUCCACAGAGGAUCAACCCCAUUCAUUUUGGACACUGCAUGAGCUUUCCUCUCAUACCACCCUCAGGUCUACACGUCAGUUUUGUACACGCGAUAUCACAUGUACUAUUAGGCAAUUUGGCCAAAAUCGUGCUAAAAUUGUGUCAUCUUCCCCAAAACCCAUUUGAUAUUACAUAGCCUGUGGCCUUUCCCUUUUCACCAUCCACAGGGGAAACUAAAUCAAAAUGGCCAUUUUAUUGUUGGUUCUGUCCAGCACUUGAGGGGAACAAUACAACAGCUUACAACAACCUUAGACAGGUUGGAUGUUUCCAAAUGUUUCCUUUUUACGAGAGGCUCAGUGGGGUUACCUUGGUUUUGCACUUCUGGUCAGAUGCUAACUGCAUUUCGUUGGCUAUGUACCUGAACUUGCUCAUUGACGAGAAAGUUGAAUCUAUUCUAAAAUAAUCUAAUUAAUUUCAGCAGAUAAAAUUGAAAUAUUGAAUUACUCAUCUCAGAGUGUAUGUGAGGGAAAUUCCUGUUAUAAUCAUGUUUUUUUCCAAUCUAAUUCUGCUUUUGCUAGCAUGAAUAGAUGUGUCUUAUAUAUCCACCAUGAUAUUACAAUGCUUAAGUUGUUGGGAAACUAAAUACAAGUAAACUCAUUAUAAAAGAGUUUAGCCUGGAGGGGGGGUUGAAACCUCUUCCUGUGUACAUGUGCUCUGAAUGUUGAUAAUAUAUCUGUACAACAACGGGAUGUAUGUGUGGAGCAGUUUAAGGAGUAGGUGCAGGUGGCAGAUGUUUGCGAUGUUGUGAGGUACGAAGGAUAAGAGAAGAACAAUGUCUUGACCAAGUAAAGAAAGGUCGAAUAACACCUUGAGCAAAAUCCUCUUGUUGUUGGCUCCAGUUAAUGUUAUCUCAAAGUACUAGAAGAACCGAGGAGGGACUGCCUCUCCUCAUAUCUGUGUAAUGCUGAUGAUGGCUCUUGCUUGCAAGCAAUAAAGAUUGAUUGAGAAUCUGAAUAUUGGUUCAUCUGGUAUUUGAGUACCAACUCUCACCCGCACUAGACGAGAACUGAUUUUUCAGUUUCCACGACAUUUACAUAUAAUUAAUGAGUGAAGUCUGCUGUUCGAAAUACGUAACAUCAUAUUUGAUACAAAGAUAUGCACUUACAUGUCAUCACUGUGUCCAAAUUUACAACAGUUAUAUAUACACACGUAUAUAUGGAUACACAUAUACACACAAAUUAUACAAAACAGAAUAGACAAUAUAUGCAACAUGACUGUAAUAUGCAAGUUAAAGUGCAAAGCCUUGUUGUAGUGGUGGGAAUGAGCGUAGUGCAAAGGGAGUGGUAUGGUAAUGAGACCGACAUGAAAAACUUUUGUCCAAAGUUGACCCUGAAUUAGGAACUUUUAUUAAAAAUAAAUGUA